AUGGCUUCUUCAGCAAUAACUACCGCCCAAGUCUUGAAAAAUGCCAUAUUAUGGCCCCUAUCUGUUGCCUCUAUAAUGGCUGUCUUGGUAUCUUCGUUCCAGUUCCAAGUCGGGGGUGAGGAAGGCUGGGUCAAACCAACAGGAAACCAGACCGAAGCAUAUAACCACUGGGCUACCAGACACAGAUUCCACAUUGGAGAUUCUGUUUACUUCAGGUAUGAAGAGGACUCGGUGCUGGUAGUCAGCUCCAGUGACUAUGAAAACUGCAGAACAUCGCAUCCAAUUUCCAAGUUUGACGACGGGAACACCGUCUUCCAAUUUGAAAGAUCCGGGCUCUUUUAUUUCAUCAGCGGGCAGCCAGGCCACUGCAAAUCCGGCCAAAGGCUCGUCAUUCGAGUGAUGCACCCCUCCGAAGAAGUUGAGCCCCCUCAAGCUGCUCCAUCACCGGCUGCACCCAAUCCAAAUGGUGGCGGAGGAGAAGAUAUUUGGGACAACUCCAACAACUGGGGGCCGCCCGCGCUUAAUUCUACUGACAAGCUCACUGUUGCAUCGUACUUCAUGACGUUUCUUGGAGGCGUCAUCGUUUUUCUGUAUUGGUUGAUGUAGGAAGCAUUUAU
This is a messenger RNA of Coffea arabica (coffee), 617 nucleotides long. Its product is annotated as early nodulin-like protein 6. NCBI's taxonomy places the organism in Eukaryota, Viridiplantae, Streptophyta, Magnoliopsida, Gentianales, Rubiaceae. Gene Ontology annotation, cellular component: plasma membrane. Gene Ontology annotation, molecular function: electron transfer activity. The record is from RefSeq and is a predicted model, not a curated record.